Messenger RNA from Rosa chinensis, 1689 nucleotides. Its product is annotated as glutamate receptor 2.2-like. Gene Ontology annotation, cellular component: membrane. The transcript is spliced from 3 exons. Gene Ontology annotation, molecular function: glutamate-gated receptor activity. Bases 1 to 1689 code for a protein of 562 amino acids. The record is from RefSeq and is a predicted model, not a curated record. Lineage: Eukaryota; Viridiplantae; Streptophyta; Magnoliopsida; Rosales; Rosaceae.
AUGGCAUCCACACCUGAAGAUGAAGACGCCCUCCCUCGACCUCACUGCCGGCUCUCUCCGGCCACCAGUUCGACUUACUGCGACGGUGCCAUCUGCAUUUUCUCUCUCUCCUCUGCACUAUAUCUCUCUCUCCUCCUCGACGACAAUCUGGGCUUUGCGGUUUCCAGUUCGUUUCUAGUACCACAGCGUGGCCUCAAAGCCAUUAACGGCCACCUCAUCUCCAACACCGAGUCCCGCUCCUUUCUCCCGCCAAACGCCACUGCUGGAGAGUUUGUUUCCAGUCCUCUCUCUCUCUCCGGCGAGAUUCCGAGGAGCAUCGCCAACCUGACUAAGCUUCAGCUCGUACAAUCAAUUUUCCGGUCAGGUUCAGGCGAGCUUCGGCGAUGGACCACGACCUCUUGGAACUCAUCCCCAAGAUGCACCAAUGGGAACGUCUGCACUGUGGUACCGGUGAAGACAUGGUCCCCAUCUACGUCGACAACGAGUUUGGAGAAGGAGUCAUCCCUUAAUUACCUCUCUGUCCAAAUCGCUUACCGGAGUGUUAUUUCCCCAAAUGCCGCUGAUGAGCAAAUAGAAGCUGAGCUUUACAAGUUGAUGACAAUGCAAAUAAGGGUCUUCAUUGUCCACAUGUUACCUCAACUCGGGUCUCGAAUAUUUGAGAAAGCAAAGAAGUUGGGGAUGAUGGAUGAAGGUUAUGCUUGGAUAGUGACCACUGGAAUUUCCAACCAGUUUGGUUCGUUUAAUCCAUCUUUUAUCGUGGAAAACAUGCAAGGGGUAUUGGGUUUGAAAACACAUAUCCCAAAAGAGAAAGAAGCGAGUUUUAGAGUUGCAUGGAAAGGGAAAUUCCAACAAGAAAAUCCAACUGCUGUUGAUGUGAAUUUGGAUAUCUUUCGAUUGUGGGCUUAUGACUGUGCCAAGGCACUAGCCAUGGCAGUAGAACAUGUUGGCAGUGGUAGAAACUUCACCUUCGAAAAGAUGAAUUCUGGUAGUUCCAGUGAUUUAGAGAAUUUUGGGGUCUCUCAGAUUGGUCCUCUUGUCCAAGCGCUACUCGGUACAAGUUUUAUAGGGAUUUCAGGAAAUUUUAGUCUCGUAAAAGGGCAACUACAAUCAUCAACUUUUGAGAUUGUGAAUCUGAUUGGAAAUGGGGAAAAGGUGAUUGGAUUUUGGACAUCCCAAAAAGGACUAGUAAGAAACUUCAGUUCUGCUUCUAAUGCUAGUCUUGGAUCUAUUUUAUGGCCAGGAGACAUCUCCUCUGCUCCAAGAGGUCGGAAGAUUCCUACAAGUCCCCAGAAAAAGUUAAAAAUUGUAGUUCCAGUCAAGCAAGGGUUUAAUGAAUUUGUGAAAUCGACAUAUGAUCGUAGCAUUAACACAACCAGGGUCAUUGAUGGAUACUGUUUACAAGUCUUUAAAGCUGUAAGUCGAGCAUUACCCUAUGCUUACGAAUUUUAUGCUUAUGCAAAGCCUAAUGGUGAGAGUAAUGGUAGUUACGACGAUGUGGUCAAGGAAAACUAUGAUGCUGCAGUAGGGGAUAUAACCAUUACAGCGGACAGGUUCCUGGAUGUUGACUUCACAUUGCCAUACACAGAAUCCGGGGUAUACAUGAUUGUGCCCCUUAAAGACCACAGUAAGAACACUAGGGUGUUUUUGGAUCCUUGGACUUGGGACCUGAAAAGAAAUGGAAUUGGUUGA